This is a messenger RNA of Ziziphus jujuba (common jujube), 1815 nucleotides long. RefSeq names its product putative disease resistance RPP13-like protein 1. NCBI's taxonomy places the organism in Eukaryota, Viridiplantae, Streptophyta, Magnoliopsida, Rosales, Rhamnaceae. The transcript has a single exon. Gene Ontology annotation, biological process: defense response to other organism. The record is from RefSeq and is a predicted model, not a curated record. Gene Ontology annotation, molecular function: ADP binding. The annotation marks the transcript as partial.
CUUUUCUUUUAUUUUCUUUUCUUGCUGCUGAAUUACGCGUGCUUAUUCAUUAUGCACUAAUCACAAUUUAAGGAAUAAAGGUAAUAAUAAAAUGGAAGAGCACUUAGCAAAGCCAACAUUGACCAAAGAAACAACUUUAAGAUUUAACAAGCAUAAAGCUCUUCCUGAUUCUACUUCCAUACAACACAACACAGCCCAAACUCACUCUUGCUGAUCAGUUGCUUUACAUCUUUCUGUUUGCAAUUCAAGAGCUUGCUUUCCAUAUCCAUGGCUGAACUGAUUGCUGGAGCCUUUUUCACCGCUUCUUUUGAGCGGUUCUUUAAAAUGAUUCUUUCUGGAGACAUUCUCAAAUUUGUUAGGGGAAAGAAACUCAAUGAUGGGAUGCUCAAGAAGUUCAAGACCAUGUUGCUGUCUGUUAAGGCACUGCUGAAUGAUGCUGAGAAGAAGCAAAUAUCCGACCCAGAUGUGAGGCAGUGGCUGGAGGAGCUCAAAGACACCAUGUACCAUGCAGAGGACUUGGCGUAUGAGAUCGAGACUGAAGCUUUGCGAUGCAAGAUUGAAGGUGGUCAGUCUGGAAGCCGCAUAUUCCAGGUAUUUAACUUCUCAUCUAGAUUCAAUAUUAAGAAUCUUGAAGAUAGGAUAGUGGAGAUCUUUCACACACUUGAAGGCGUUGUAAGCCAAAAAGAUCUCCUUGGUUUGAGUCCAUCAGAAGGUGUUCAUCAGAAUAGAUCUUCAUCAUCUUCUCCACAACUACUACCUGUGGAAGAAGAAUCAGAUAUUUAUGGCAGAGACCAUGACAAAACUGUCAUCGUCAAGCUGCUGCUGUCUGAUGCUGAUGAUGAUCAUGAUGAUGUGGUAGGUAGUAAUAAGAUAUCUGUAAUUCCCAUUGUGGGCAUGGGCGGUAUUGGCAAGACUACCCUUGCUCAACUUGUUUAUAAUGAUGCCAAUGUGGUGAAAAAGUUUGACCUCAAAGCUUGGGUUACAGUGUCAGAUGAAUUUGAUGUUUUCACAUUGACAAAAACAAUUUUUGAAACGAUAACUGUGCAAAAGGAUUGCAGUAUCAAGCAUCCACAUCAACUUCAAUGUGAAUUAAAAAAGGCUAUAGAAGGGAAGAAGUUUCUCUUUGUUCUAGACGAUGUUUGGAACGAAAAUUAUAACCUUUGGGAUAACUUAAGGAGUCAAUUUACAUUUGGAGCAUCGGGGAGUAAAAUCAUUGUGACUACACGCAAUGAAAAGAUUGGAUCUAUGAUGGGUACCGCUCCCAUUCAUUAUCUUGGAAUAAUAUCAGAUGAAGAUAGUUGGCAAUUAUUUGCAAAACAUGCAUUCCAAAAAAUAAUAGAUCGAAGUGCACUUCAAGAGUUUGAAGAAAUCGGUAGAAACAUUGUUAGAAAAUGCAAUGGCCUUCCUUUGGCUAUUAAAUCACUUGGUGGUCUUUUAUGCUCCAAGAUGCAUAUCGAUGAAUGGGAAGAUAUACUAAACAGCGACACUUGGAAGAUGCAGGAGUGUAAUAUUCUUCCCGCUCUUUGGUUGAGCUACAACUAUUUGCCUCCACAUCUUAAACGGUGUUUUGGUUAUUGUUCAAUUUUUCCUAAAGAUGUUGAAAUUCAUAAGGAAACAUUAAUUCUGUUAUGGAUGGCAGAAGAUCUUUUACGACCCCAACAGAAUAUGACAUUAGAAGAAACUGGGGAGAAAUACUUUAAUGAUCUCAUCUCAAGGUCAUUCAUUCAUCAUACUAAAGAUUUUUCAUGCCCUGAUAUCGAUCAUUACCAUAUGCAUGACCUUGUUAACGAUUUGGCUAGCUUUGUUUCAGGAGAA